Molecule: messenger RNA, 1497 nt
Organism: Durusdinium trenchii
Lineage: Eukaryota; Dinophyceae; Suessiales; Symbiodiniaceae
Source: the annotation of a GenBank genome assembly
CUUCUUAAGCGUUCUUUUUCUUCCGGCUCGUGGCCAUGGUGACAUGACACAACUCUUUGGCGAUGUCGCGGUGGCCGUGCAGGCACUUGAUGAGGCCUUGUCCUCUGAGGAGAUCCGGAGGUUGCCCACACCAACGCCUUCCCCAAUCGUCCCCACACCAGUGCGGCAGGUGCUGAAGGCAUUGGAAGCUUCCAUGAAUGCAGUGGAUCGAGAAGAAGAGUCUGUCGUUUCGAUGCUGCAGAGCCUUCGUCAGAACUUGGAAGAGCCGGAGGCCUCGGAUUUGCUACUGAGUCUCCUCUCCAGCAGCACCUUCCUGCUGUCGGGUGAGCCUCGUGUGGACGCAUUGCUGGGUGCCCGGGCUCCUCUGGUUCUGCGACGUUGGGUGUUGCAAGCCCUGGCACGAGAGAUUGAUGGGCUUUGGGCCAACUUCGGCCAGCUCCUCUUGCAGAGGUUGAAGACCUUUCUGAAAGGCUUUCGGUGGCUGGACAAGGAUGAGAGUGGCGCCUUUGGGCAGACGGAAUUCCUGCGUGCCUAUAUGGAGCUUUGUAUGCAGGCUGGAACGGCGGAGUCGGCCGAGGGCUUCAAGACUGCCUAUGACCUGCAGAGGGCUGAUGCGGGGUUUCUCUUCAAGCUGCUGGCAGGAUCUGCGAAGAAGAAGAAGAAUCAGAAGCAGAGAGAGGAGGAAGUGGGCGUCUCCUUGUACAACCUCGUCAUGCGAGUGGUGGGCGUCCACGAUCAGGACUUGAGGACCUUCCGACGUCAAGUCUAUACCCACUUCCCCAACGUGGAGGCCUGUUUCGCCGCUGCGGCGGAGAAGGACGCCAGCUCCGCGGAUCUCAGCGAACAGCAGUUUCUGUACUUGGGCUCCAUGCUACGGCAGUCUGAUGAGCGCUUGCGACGGCGACCGGUGGUGCUGUUGGAUGAAGAGGUGCCCCUGGAACCAGAGAAGAAGCUUAGAGCGCCCAACACGGAGACGGAUCGGAAGUUUCAGCGCUUCUUCAAAGGCUUGGACAUCAACUGCUCGGGGCUUUUGUCGGUGGCCGAAGUGAAGCAAGCCUUCGCCGAGGUGGCGCCCAGCGUGCCUUUCACGGUGGUGCGGCGGCGGAUCCUGCUCGCCUACGGCUCCUUGAACGGGCUGAUGAAUGAAGUGAAGAGGUCGAAUGAGGAUUCCGACAGCGAAGUGGAGAUGGGGAGCGGAGCCACCGGCUUUGCGCAGGCAGAGAAGCUCUCGGAGUUCCUGGAGUUGCCCAGCUGGCGGAUCUCUGCCUUCCUGGAGGCCAUCGCCGUCAAGGAUUGUGAGAAGAAGAAGAUCAAGCUGCCCACCGAUGGCCCCUGAGACCGGACCCGACACCGCCGCGAAUCGAACGGUUCCGGUGCUUCCGGUGAAACCCGGUGGUUCCGGUGCUUCCGGUGGGACCGUUCCACAGACCGGAAGGGGACGAGGAUUCACCGGGAUGGGCUUGGAAUUCGGUGGUCGGCUAAGGGGGUUCCCCUGGC